Molecule: messenger RNA, 2611 nt
Organism: Selaginella moellendorffii
Lineage: Eukaryota; Viridiplantae; Streptophyta; Lycopodiopsida; Selaginellales; Selaginellaceae
Product: KIN14B-interacting protein At4g14310-like
Exons: 5
Coding region: 66-2498 (810 amino acids)
Source: RefSeq, a predicted model, not a curated record
AUUGUGGUACGCAGGUAGUGUCCUAGCAUAGAUCGAGAUUCCAAUCGCGCUCCAGGCGAUUGGAAAUGCAGCAGAUCGUGAGGAAGAAAGGGCGGGGCGGAGGGAGCGGCAAGGCGAUUGCUCCUCAUCCGGAUGAGCUGAUUGGGGUUUCUCCCCCUCCCAUCGAAUCGCAGAAGCCAGGGUCAGGGAGGAAGACGAUCGAUCUGCUCAAGCUCCGCGCCGGGAAGGCGGCGUCAUCGCAGGAGAAAGUGGUGCCCGGGAAGAAGACAAUCGAUUUGCUCAAGCUCCGGGCGGGAAAGGGUCCACAGGAAAGGUCAAUCUCUCCAGCUCCAGUGCACUGCCAGACAUCCUCGGGGAAGAAGCCAGCGCCAGUAGGGAAGUGUGUGAAGCCAGAGAGUGUGGGAAGCACAACGAAAGAGGAGACUGGUAGCACUGUGAGCAGCAGCGGUGAGCCUAAGCAGUUUUCUCCAGAGACUGGACUACAAGGAGAAGUAGUGAAGGAAGAAUCUCACAAGCAGGAAGGUGGAGGUGGUCUCUUCUCAGUCGAGCUACACACAAGGCUUUCGUUGCUGGAAGAUCGAGUCACGCAGUUGGCGAGCGAGCUCAGAGAUACAAAGCAGCUCCUUCACGCGAGUCAUCCUAUGAGCAACCAGGUUCUCACAGAUAUCCAGAGCAAGAUUUCCAACAUUGAGAAGGUAAUUGUGUCCCGUGGAAUCGAGGGAGGGAGGAGGGAGCUCACGACGAGUUGUGGGCUUUCCCAGGAAUCUACGAUAGUUACUUUGGAGGAGAAGUCAGACUCGGAGGGCAGGAAAUCCAACACGGUGUCCGUGCACGAGAGUUUGCUGACGGUUGCCGACGAGUUUCUGGCUUCCUUGAAGUGCUCUCAAGCUGCAAAGGUCCCUUCCACGUCCAUAGAAUUGAAAGCACUGCCCUUGCUCCGUUGUGGGAACGACAGUAGUGUGGAAAAGAGCUGCGUGGCUUCUACUAUACGUACUGGGACUUCGGAGAAGAGGCGACGGCAUUCACUAAGUGACAAUCGCUCCUCCGGCAGCUACAAAAGCGCAAACACGUCUGCCUCGGACGUGGCUUUUGAGGCUCUGGUGGGUCUUGAAUGUGAUGAAGUCCUGUCGGAAGAUGUUACCGAGGACCAGGAGAAUGCGGUACCCGCGGUGAAUGUUUCUGCUUUGGAACUGCCAGUAGACGACACGGAGCCGGAACUUUGUCAGCUCGGAAGUAAAUCUGUGCUGGCGGGAUGGUUUGUCUACGAAGCAGAGGGAAUGCUUUUGGCACACGAUGAUGGUAGCUGCUCGUUCUACGAUGUUGCUAAUAUGGAGGAGAAAUCUCAGUACAAACUACCCGAAGAACUAGUCCCUUCGACUUGGCGAGAUUGCUGGCUUAUCAGAGCCGCAGGAAUGGAUGGUCGCUCGUGUAAAUACGUAGUGGCAGCUUCUGCUGGCACUGCAGUUGAUCCGGCAUUUUGUUCGUGGAACUUCUACGAUAAAACUGUAGCUGCGUAUCGUUCCGAGACCCCAUCUUGGCCGACGACACCCCAUAGCAACAGAAGCUCGAGUCCAGAAUCUAGACGCUCUUCAAAGGAUACCUCGUCCCUGGGAUCAGGCUCCACUCAAGGCCACAGGUUUUCCGAGUCCAAGGGAGAGCUGGAGUUCCCUUUAUGGUGGUACACACCUUGUGGUCCUCUCAUAGCUUGUGGAGGCAGUGGGCUGAAGACACUUACGCUCUACGACAUUCGAGAUGGUGAUCGUGUCAUGAAUUGGGAUUCAAAGAGAUGCCUGUCAUCAACUAUGAGCUACAGUUCGCCGCUACAGUGGAGGAGCAGGGGUACUCUAAUCGCCGUGGAAGAUAAAGUCGUCACUGCAUGGGACGUGUCCAAUGCAGAAGCUCAGUGUGUCCACACCAUCGAUUUAGCCGGCAAUGCUCCUCGAGCUGUUCACAUAUACAACAUCGAUGGUGAGUGCAAUGGCGGCGUCAGACAAAGGAUUAACUCUAAGAACAUUGAUGGAAUCGUCGGAGUCGUUGCGACUCAAGAAGCUGUGAGCAUCCUCGACUUUCGGGUCCCUUCAGGAGUCGCUGUGAAGAUUCCAACGCUUGGUCAGGACGUUCACUCCCUGUACGCUCACGGCGAAGCAGUCUACGCGGCAGGCACGAUUAAGUCGCAGUGUACCAUCCAGCAAUGGUCUAUACGCAAAGGCCAGCCAAUGAUGCUCUACACGCUUCCAAAGUCGGCUUCUUCUCAUCAUCUACACACGCAAAUAUCUCAAGUUUGGGGAGACAAAAGCUCGGUCAUGGCUGUCAACGGGAACGGCUUGUUCGUGUUCGAUGCAUCGACUGGCGGAGCUUGCGGACCGGCAGUCAUUGGCAGCGAUGAUUUGUACUGUCCAACUUUCGACUACUCGGGUUCCAAGGUGCUGCUCAUCUCCAGGGACCGGCCUGCGUGCUGGCAAUAUUGGCCGACAACACCCCUGUGGAAUCUCUCAUGAUUUCUUCUACUCGUAUGCUUAUUCACAAGAAUCCUCCCCACGACCGCAAGAAAGGAAAAGCUGAUAGAAAAAAUCUCCAGAACAAGGAAAUGUCCUUCCUCCUUUGGAGCCUU